AAAAAAAAAGAACAAUCCAAAACCCCUUGUUGAAUAAACCCUCGAGUUUCCCUUCACUCGCUCUUCAAGCCUGCUCACUCAUCGAGUUUUUCUGUUCUGUGAAUCGAUUUUCUGGAGAAAAUGAACUUGGGGAACUCCAAGAACCCAAAAAUUUCCUCACCACCCAAACACAAUCCCCUCGAACUCAGCCUCCAACAAGCCUUCACCAACAUCCAAAAUCAUUGCUCUGGUUUCCUGCACCACCUCUCUCACUUUCCUGUCUUCAACCCCAACCCUUCUUCCCUCAAAACCCAACUCGAGUCCACCUUCGCCAACCUCCAAAACCAAGCAAAGCAUGCAUUCCAUACUGGGUUGUCAAGCUCUGUUCCCAAACAUUCUUCUGGGAAAACCCCAGUUUGGGCCCGAAUUGCGGUAAAUAACAAAACCCAGACCACCAAUUCCCCUGGUAAUGGGUCCAAAGCCGCCAUGUCUACCGAGGCAAUCGAAGAGCGGCUUGCUGGAGUGCCUGUUUAUGCUCUCAGUAAUGCCGCUGAGGAAUUCGUGUUGGUUUCGGGUGCUUCAAGUGGAAAGUCUCUUGGAUUGUUUUGUUUCAAGAAAGAGGAUGCAGAGGCACUUCUUGAGCAUAUCAGAAUUAUGGACCCCGGAAUGCGAAGCGGGUCUAAAGUGGUGGCCGUGGCUUUAAAUAAGGUUUUUCAGCUCAAGGUUGAUGGAGUAGCCUUCAGGUUGAUUCCUGAGUAUUCUCAAGUCAAGAACGCGCUUAAGGAGAAGGAAAAGGUUGGAACUUCUGAUGAUGAUGGCUUUCCCGGGGUGCCAGUUUUCCAGUCAAGGAGCUUGAUUCUUAGAAGCCAAAGCAAGAGCUAUCGUCCAGUGUUUUUCAGGAAGGAGGACUUGGAAAGUUCACUAUCAAGAGCUUCUCGCGAGCAGAAUCAAUUAAAUCCUGCCUUCAGACCUGGGGAUGUUCAGGUUGCUGUUCUUGAAGAAGUAAUAAAGGGGAUGAAGGAAGGUUCUACAUCAACGUGGGACGAUGUUGUUUUCAUCCCUCCUGGAUUUGAUAUCUCUACUGAUCCUACCAAGCAAUAGGAUAAUGCAAAGAGCAGGCAAUGGCGUCUUCGACAAUAAUAUUAGCCUAAUACAAAACUUACAUAUGAUGAGUUUACUUUAGUAGGGAUUCGAUUUUGCGAUUGUAGCUGUGGUACCCCACUGUAAUGCACUGACCUUACCAGCAAUUUCAAAUAUUCUGUCCUCUCGGUCCUGCAACAUGAUUUUAAUAUUCAUGU
Prunus mume (Japanese apricot) is the source of this 1277-nucleotide messenger RNA. It is a transcript of the gene TIC22-III, whose product is annotated as Tic22-like family protein. Gene Ontology annotation, cellular component: chloroplast. Gene Ontology annotation, biological process: protein transport. NCBI's taxonomy places the organism in Eukaryota, Viridiplantae, Streptophyta, Magnoliopsida, Rosales, Rosaceae. The record is from RefSeq and is a predicted model, not a curated record.